AUGGAGAACACAUCUGCCUCGGGCUCCAUUUCUCAGUCGUCACAUGGACAGACCGAGAUUGAAUUUACUAUGUCAAUCCAGAAUCUGCUCAAUGCCGCAUACGGUGUUCCAAAUGCUCAGAAGAGCACAGUCAACACAACAAAGAAGUUUCUCUACCUUACCUGCAAGAAGACCGUUACCAGUGCCGAUCCUGUGACACCAACCUGCUCCACGGAAGAACGCUUCUGCGAAGCCUGCCAGAUCAGUGUCCUCGCUAGGAACCGGAAGAAGCACGAGCGCUCAAUCAGACACCAAAAGUGCAUGGGUGCGGCUAACACACGGAUCAGGUUGCGCCACUGUGAGUACUGCGGCUACGGUAUCCAUGCAGGCGGUUGGGCGAGGCAUCUCCAGCAAGCUGUGCAUCUCAGGGCGGUGAAGGAGGAAUCUUCCACUACAGAAGAAGGUUUCGAUCCUGUACCCACCUUGGGUAUGGGCGUUGCCUCCGACCCGGAAGGUCAAAGGGUGUCUCCCCUUCCUUUUCCACGAUCUCAAAAUGGGAUCUCUAUAGCUCGCCCACUCUCCCGCGGGCGAUCAGCUUGA
This is a messenger RNA of Paraphaeosphaeria sporulosa, 579 nucleotides long. RefSeq lists its product as uncharacterized. Lineage: Eukaryota; Fungi; Ascomycota; Dothideomycetes; Pleosporales; Didymosphaeriaceae. The record is from RefSeq and is a predicted model, not a curated record. The transcript is spliced from 2 exons. The coding region runs from base 1 to 579 and encodes 192 amino acids.